Trichoderma harzianum CBS 226.95 is the source of this 1989-nucleotide messenger RNA. RefSeq lists its product as hypothetical. Gene Ontology annotation, biological process: DNA-templated transcription; positive regulation of transcription from RNA polymerase II promoter by galactose. The record is from RefSeq and is a predicted model, not a curated record. NCBI's taxonomy places the organism in Eukaryota, Fungi, Ascomycota, Sordariomycetes, Hypocreales, Hypocreaceae. Gene Ontology annotation, cellular component: nucleus. The transcript has 4 exons. The annotation marks the transcript as partial. Gene Ontology annotation, molecular function: zinc ion binding; RNA polymerase II cis-regulatory region sequence-specific DNA binding; DNA-binding transcription factor activity, RNA polymerase II-specific.
CCAAGCAAACGUCGAGCAAGAUACGUCCUGCAGGCUUGUGAGGCCUGUAAACGACGCAAGGGUCGCUGUAACGGUAAACAACCUUGUCAACAUUGCUGGAAGCGAGCUGCCAAGUGUCGGUACCCUAGCCACCCUCAGUUAUUGUCUAGUAACGAUCAAGAUGAUACCAAUAACUCGAAAACUGGAUAUACGCCUACCAUAACUCUUAACUUAGAUUUGCAAAAACAGCUCGACAACAUUACCGCACAUAUAAACUACCAAGUUAGAAAUGAAACUUCUCGGACUACCCCAAGGCCUCUUUCACAGCAACAACAUCACGUUUCCAAGACCGAAUCAUCCUUCAUACCCCAACUGCAAGCCAUGUCACUCGCCGAAAAUGAUAGGAUAAAUCUGUCUGAUCUACAGUUCCAUGGGCCGUCGAGCUCCGAGUAUGGCUUGAAUAUAGCGCAGGUGAUGCUACGACGGAGUAAGCGGCCUGACAUAUCUAUAACGGGAGUCGACCACCAGAAUUGUUCUGGUAUCGAUGAAAUGACAACGGUUACGGAGGAGCUGAGCAACAAUGACUCGUGGGGAAGCGGCGAUGUCUUCCACCAACCAUUGGACACUCCAUGCACUGUGCCAGUUCACAGAUUGUUAAGCAAGGCAGACACAUUUCGACUUUUACAGGUAUAUCAAGAAGUUAUUGGAAAUUUCUAUCCGAUACUAGACCUGCAAUCUCUUGGCGAAGAAGCUGGGAGGCUACAUGAUUAUGGAGGAAUUGAUCUAGGAUUAAGGCGAGGCAAUUCUUCGCACGUCGAUAAUGACAGCAUGCUAUUAUUGAAUCUGGUUUGUUCAAUUGCUCUUACGGCUGAAACUACUGGAAUAUCUAAGAUAGCCCAAGUAUUCUACGAAAGUGCACAGAGCGCGAUUCAGACAAACAUAACGGCCCGGAAACUUCAGAUACGAGAUGUUGUACUGGUACUAUUAGCGAGCAUCUACCACUACUUUAGUGAUGAUAUUCGGUUGGCAUGGCGACUGUGCGGUAUCGCUGGUCGGAUGGUCAUAGAACUUGGCAUUCACCGUUGGGAAAUCUUCCACCAGCUUUUCAACGUCCCAUCUCAACGUGAUAAAGUUGCCAGCACUAUAUGGACUAUUGUGGUGCUCGACCGACAAUGGAGCUGUGCCCUUGGGAUUCCACAAAACUUCCAAGAGUCAGACUUUGAUAAGCGCCUGCCAGUCCCUGAAUGUGCGAUCCAUUUGAAAGCAAUGCUCUCGUACGGGCUGUUAAGUCCAAUGCAUUGGGAUCGUGUUCAGCGUAAGAUAGCCGGCGCUAUAUGCAGUGAUGAGGAUUCCUUUCGAUUCCUCACGUCAGAGGUAGAGCAAUGGCGAGACAGCUCGUUAAACGGCAUGAAAUUUAUUCAUCCUAGAAUCCAAGAUGAUCCGAAUAUCUCUUGGAAAACCCGCAGCGUCAUUCCCACAUUAUUCCACUUGCGCGCAAAUCAACUGCAGCACCUCUUAUUUCGACAGCUGUUCAUCUCGAAUCCCAACCUUGCCAUAAGCGCUUCAUUCGCGGAACCAUACCUCGAAACAGCCUACGAUACAAUAGAGAUUCUCUGCGAUAUUAACGAAUCUUCAGAUUUAUAUAGGAAACAGCUUCCCGUAUUCCGACACUUUCUAGCCUCCUCUAUCUCUGUAAUAUGCAUGAUCACCACGCAUAAAACCCAAAUCGAGACGAUAUCGUCAUCUGACGUGCGGCAACAGUUCCUAUCAAACAAGACAAGCGACAUAAUUACAAGAGCAGUGCAGCUUGCAACAGCUUAUGCAGAUUCGUCAGGCAUCUCACGACAGCUGUGGGAGCGGCUUGUGUCUAUCGUGGAAUCUCUAUGGCAACAUAAAAUUAUCCCGGAUGGACGACUUGAUCAGAUGACUUCGUCUUCUUCAAUCAUUGACUUCAAUGUGGUGGACACUGGUAUUCCAAGCUAUUAUAGCCAAAUAUCUAAUACAUCAUGA